Aegilops tauschii subsp. strangulata is the source of this 498-nucleotide messenger RNA. Lineage: Eukaryota; Viridiplantae; Streptophyta; Magnoliopsida; Poales; Poaceae. The record is from RefSeq and is a predicted model, not a curated record.
AUGCCUAGCCGCCGCCCGCGGCCCCGCCUGCCGCCGCGCGCACCAGCCACGCGCCAGCAGCUGCCGUCGGCGCUCGGGCCGCGCGCCCGUGGCGCCGACCCGCCCCGCUCGGCCACACGCCGGCCUGCCAUGCCCUGCUCGCGCCUCGCCCCGGCCCGCUCGCGCCCGCCACGCCCCGCCCCGCCCCGCCCGCGCCUCGCCCCGCCCCGCCUGCGCCUCGCCGCCGGACGCGCCUCGCCCUGUCCAGCCCCGCUCCCGCCUGCCGCCGCGCGCGCUCACCACACUCGCUCGCAGCCGUCGGCCCGCCCCGCCUCGACGUCCACCACCCACCAGCGCCCGCGCGCUGGCCGGGUGCGGCCUGCAACAGCUGCUCCUGCCUUGCCGGAGCUCGUCGUGGAGGCAAGCGGCAGCAUGAAGCAGGCAUCCAUGGCCGUGGAAAAAGAGAAAAAGGAGGAGAGAGGGAACGGGUGGGCAGAUGGGCCCUUUUUAUUUGUAUGA